Messenger RNA from Misgurnus anguillicaudatus (oriental weatherfish), 2014 nucleotides. Lineage: Eukaryota; Metazoa; Chordata; Actinopteri; Cypriniformes; Cobitidae. The record is from RefSeq and is a predicted model, not a curated record.
GUUCAGGGCUUUCGGCACGGUGCACACGUGCACCGAAAGGCCGAAUGCAUUUUGUGUGCGCCUGAGCGGAACAUAAUACGUGCGUUUCCGCACGAACAUAUUAAGUGGCGGAAGUCUCCUCGUUCAGCGCAAGUCUUCUGUCAAACAUAUAACAUAAUUCGGCCCGCAGAAAGAUUUUUAUUUACUUAGUUGUAUAUUCGUUUGAUUAUUGAUGUAAACGUUUACGUGUCGUAUCUAAAAGCGCAUGUUAAACGCGUGUCAACGCGCUGCUUUGUUCUUUCAAAAGUGAGUGAGAGGAUGCGCGUCUUUCGUUGCUACGCAUUCAUGAGACGCGCUUUCUGUGACAGCGAGAAUAAAGAAUGCGUGAUCAGAUUUUUCAUCUGCAUAUCACGUCAAUCAUAUCAUUGUCACAAUGCGAUCAGCUGGUCGGGACACGGAAGAGCUGUAACCCGGGCUUACUCAGCUGUCACUCAGCUGCGGAGGGGUUCGACUCCUCACCUGCACUUUAAGCCAAAUACCUCACCAGUAUCAUAUAAUAAGCAUAGGAAAGAACUGGACUGAAGCUCAGAGUUACUGCCGAGCAAUGUACACAGAUCUGGCAACUGUAGAUAAUACAGAUGAGAUGAACAGCUUGUUCAAAAGCAUAUCUGAUGUGUCACAAGAUAUGUAUAUUGGACUUUAUAGAGGUCAAGUGUUCAAAUGGCACUGGUCUUUGACAGACAGUUCUUACAAAAACUGGAAACCUGGAAUUUCAGAUGGAAAUCAGGAGACUUGUGCUGUAAUGGAUGGGAACAAUGGAAAGUGGUUCAUUGACAAAUGUGAAUCAAAGAGACCAUUUGUCUGCUUUAAUGCAACAGCCAGUAAAAAGUUUAUUCUCAUUACUGAUAACAAGCCCUGGACGGACGCCCAAGAAUAUUGCAGAACCUUCCACACAGAUCUAGCCAAUCCCAAAGACUCCUCAGAAAAUCAAGACGUCAAAAACACUGCAAAGACAAAUGUGUGGAUUGGAUUAUUUAAGGACUCUUGGACGUGGUCGGAUCAGAGCAGUAUAUCCUUUCGUUUCUGGAGCUCCAGUCUUUCAAGUAGUCAGGAUUGUGCUUCAAUAAUGGUGAACCAAACAGGGAGAUGGAAUGAGGUCCAAUGUAGUGUCCCUCUCUACUUCAUCUGUUAUGGUGAUUUGAAAUCUCAACCAACCACUAAACCAGUGACACAACCAGCAGCCACUCAGAAUCACAACAAUACAUCUUCUGCACCUUCAUCUUCCCUUAAGCCACCUCAAAACAUUACAGAGAAGAAAAGUACAGACACACAACCAACACAAAUACUACACACAACCACAAAUAACACAACAGGUGCAGUACAGGAUAACUUGAUUCUGGUCAAUGAAAAGAUGACAUGGCUGGAAGCUGUGAGUUAUUGCAGAAAGCAUCAUGUGGACCUGGUCUCCAUUCACAGUCAAGAGCUUCAGGAUAGGACAGCACAGAAAGCCACCCAGGCCUCUACUUCACACGUAUGGCUUGGUCUCCGUUAUACAUGCAAAUUCAACUUCUGGUUCUGGAUAAAGAACACAGAAACUGGCUGCUACCAGAACUGGGCACCUGGUCAUGGGCCAUAUGGUUAUGAGGAGUGUGAACUGUCAGGAGCUAUGGAGUCCACUGGGGGGCAUCAGUGGGUAGGGAGACCAGGGAGCGACAGGCUUAAUUUCAUCUGUUAUAAUUGUGUAAAUUGCCAGUUAUGCAAUGAUGUAUUUUAACCUCAGAAAUGGAGGGACAGGCUGUGAAUAGCUGCUGGUAUGAUGUGAUAUCAUGUGAAUUGUAAUGUCUUGAAUACAGAGAACCUUACAACAAAUCAAUAUAAUGUAACUACAAUAAAAGUAGUAAAAGUGUUUUGUGAACAUAAUGAUUGCAGGUAAAUUGAGCAUUUUGCAUAUGUUUCAUUUUUCAACUUUAUUACAUUAACCUUUCAUUUAAUUUUAUGUCCAUUUGUACAAAUAAAUGUUGGAUUGAAGACAUUA